AUGUUCGCCUCACUUCUUCGUCCGAAACGUCAGCGCGGUCCAAUCGAGUCAGCAUUCGCGCCCUCUCCGGGGGUUCGCGUCGCGCGCAACAACCCGCGACGCGUCCGAGCCGAUGAAAGCAGCGAUGAUGCGGAGCUGGAAGAGAUCGAUGAAGGGGAUAUUGAUGAGGAUUGGGAGGAAGAGGAAGAAGAUGGUAUACUAGAGUCUACCACCUUACUACCGAUGUUUUCUACAUCGCAUUUGGAUGCGCUGCCCGUUUACAACAUCACCCAUGCCAUUCGUCCCCUAAUUGCCUCUCGCUGCGAAACUACCUUGACAUGGGAUCAACUACGCUCGCCGCAGGUCUCUCAGUUCCUGAUCAAGCCGAUCCUGCAGAAGAUCAUGUCGGCCCACUUCUCGCGGGCCACCCUCUAUGCACUGAUGGCCAAUUGUCUACAAUUUGAAAAAGAAAUGCACCUGAGCCCAGGGAACAGCGGCGCAAAUCAAACACGGGCGAUGGUCAGCGAGCUGCUGGCAAUCAAAUUGUUGAGGGAAUACUCGACGCGAGAAUUGAUCGAUGCGCUUUCCUACGAAUUUCAUCCAUUACAGGGCCAGGAUCCAGCUACAAUCUUUGCGUCUGGUCCCCAGCGGAAACGAGUAGUCGCUGCACGUGUAUCAUGUUUAGAGGUAGCUAUCCGCGCGCAGGCUAAGCGAUUCUUGGCCCAUCCCGUCGUGGUGCAGCAAUUGGAAGCUAUCUGGGCGGGAACUGUUGUCUUCCACUCUGCCGCUGACAGUCUUCAUCGUCAUGUAGACUUGAACCAUGGUAGAACCCUGAAUUAUGGAACAACAAUGGAUCCAACUGGGGAUAUUGCAACUGAUCACAGCAAUGGGGCUCUCCGACGAUCAGUGACACUUUACGAUCCUCGGGACGCCUCCUUGUUCAAGUUGUCGCGCCUGAGGGUGCCGCGUUAUCGACAAUUCCUUUCUACACUAUCAUUUGCAGUGCUCUUGGGGCUUUUCUUGGCUGUUCUAGAACAGCGCAGCCGCAGGAUCACGCCUCUUGAGAUCAUCUUCUGGUUCUGGAGUGCCGGGUUCAUGCUCGACGAAGUUGUCGGAUUCAAUGAGCAAGGCUUCAGCCUCUAUUUGAUGAGUUUUUGGAAUUUGUUUGAUGUGGGGAUUCUGCUAUUGCUCUUCGCAUAUUAUUGCUUGAGGAUCUACGGCACAUUCCUCACAUAUCCUCGGGGCCAGUUGAUCACUGAACGAGCGUUCGAUGUCCUCGCUUCCACAGCCCCCUUGCUAUUUCCGAGACUGUUCUCAAUCUUGGAUCAUUACCGCUAUUUCUCUCAGCUACUGAUUGCCUUCCGUAUAAUGGCAUCGGAUCUGAUUGCGGUUUUCGUCCUCAUCGUCAUCUCUUGCUCGGGCUUUUUCGUCGCUUUCUUGAACUUUGGGGACAACGGAUCCCCCAAAGUGGUGGCUUAUGGCUUGUUCCAGAUGUUGAUGGGAUUUACACCAACCGCAUGGUCCAUGUGGGAUGAAUAUAACGUAUUCGGAAAGACAACCCUAACAAUCUUCUUAUUUAUUUGUCAUUUCGUGGUUGUCACCAUCUUGAUCACGGUCCUGACCAAUUCCUUCAUGAGAAUUGUCCAAAACGCAAAUGAAGAACAUCAGUUCUUGUUCGCAGUGAAUACCAUCUCGAUGGUGAAAUCGGACGCCUUGUUCUCCUAUGUGGCGCCAACAAAUGUCGUCGCCUGGCUAGUGACCCCGUUUCGAUACAUGAUGCCCUUCCAGGAAUACAUUCGGCUCAACCGGACCAUUAUCAAGAUUACCCACUUGCCCAUACUGUUCACGAUCUGCCUCUAUGAGAAAACAAUCCUGAGUGCUAGAGUCGGGCAGCCGAUAGAUUCGAUCGAACCGGGUCUCCCAGAGGAAAAUCCGUAUCUUGCACAACCACGGCAGCCCAGUCGGUUCCGUGGUUUCAGCACCAGCGCAUCAGUCUUCAAGCGAGAGCCCUCGGUAGCGACAUACCAAAAGGAUCGAGCAUUAGAGGAAGUAUUCCGGCGUCCCUAUAGUGAUGAUCGAAUCAGAAAACCCCCGAGCACUGUGCAUGAACGCCAGACGAGUAACGUCAUCAAAGACUGGAUGCAAGAGAUCGGAUCUGGGCCAGCCAAUGGCCCCGAUGAUGAGAGUUCUGUGGUUGUAGGCCAGCCUGAUAUGCACCCACAACGACCCGGGAUUUCUUUCCGGGCGAGAUUGGCCAGCCGCUCUCGAAAUUUCACAGACACAACCCGAUCAGUCGCAUCUAACCCCGAGGACCGUACAAGCUGUGUGAGGAGCCCAGCCACCCGGCCUCGGCGCACCAGGCCUUCCGCCUCGCCUCUGCAGAAGCGGCAACUCUCCCAUCAUACAGACAUGGAGGGCGACGAUGAACUGACUAGCAACGAAGAUGAGCACUCCGGCCAAGGGUCCGCGGCCGACUCGGAUGGAGUCGCCGAGAAACGCUCCCCAAAGUUCUACAGCUCACGCCCCUCUACCGCUAGGAUCAUUUCGGGACGCAACAGCCCUACACGUGGCCCCAGACAUAUGCGGAACGCUUCAGGGGUCACCAUGCUGUACAACCCCCUCGGCUCUCCGAACGCAGAAACGGAGGGUCGAAUCACACCCCCACGGCCAGAGACCGAUUCGUCGGAUGGAGACCACCGCCCUGCAAUGUCCACCUCGAUGGAUCAAGGUACCAUGAAGCGCCACGUCGUGGGUGUAUCUCGCCCCCGAAUUCCUCUAAGUGGACUCAACCCGAAUUCGGUCCCCGAGGUGGAUAGUAUCUACCUAUCUGAUCGGGCCAUGGGGCCACGGCGUCGCACAUCCCUCUUUGAUCUAGGAUCUGACUUGGGCGACAACAAGGCCGUGGCGGGCGGCUUCGCCGGUGCCAUCCCAUCCAGUUUUCAGACCCAAUUGGGCUUUGUCUCGGCCGGUGUUCGUCGUGAGGCGCCAAAUCAAGCCCAAGACAUGCUUAGCAAGUUAGUCCUUUCUCGCAUGAGCAACAUUGAAGAAGGAUUCCGCGAGGUCAUCAGAGAAUUCAAGGAUCUCCGGCGCAACGAGUCUAGUCACAGUCCUAGCCGGCCUGAUGGAUCUGGAGGAGCACCAUGGGAGACAAGAAAACGUGACAAGAAAGACUUCAAGAAAAAGAGUACUAACUCGCCCGGAAGCCGAGCUGGCAGUGGUGGCAGUCCAUCCAAGGGGGAAGGACUAAGACUUGAUGAUAACUAA
This is a messenger RNA of Penicillium bovifimosum, 3243 nucleotides long. RefSeq names its product ion transporter. The transcript is spliced from 3 exons. Lineage: Eukaryota; Fungi; Ascomycota; Eurotiomycetes; Eurotiales; Aspergillaceae. The coding region runs from base 1 to 3243 and encodes 1080 amino acids. The record is from RefSeq and is a predicted model, not a curated record.